Dovyalis caffra is the source of this 684-nucleotide messenger RNA. NCBI's taxonomy places the organism in Eukaryota, Viridiplantae, Streptophyta, Magnoliopsida, Malpighiales, Salicaceae. The record is from the annotation of a GenBank genome assembly.
AUGGCUAGACAGAGUAGCAGCAGAGGAACUGACUGUGACUUCCGUGAUGCUGACUUCCCUGAUAGCCAAUUUAUAGAUUUAGAAGAAUUGAUAUCGGAUAUAGAUUUAGAAGAAUGGAUAUCGGAUCUAUUUUCUCCGGAAAAAGACCAUCCAAUUAAGAAAACCCUGUCUUGUAGUCUUGAAGAGCUUUAUCAAGGGGCUACCAAGAGGGUGAAAAUAACGAGAGAAGAGGUUGAUCCAAGAGGCUUGACCAACAAAACAGAGGAGAUUCUAACCAUUGACACAAAGCCUGGUUGGAGAAAAGGCACGAAGAUCAAAUUUUCAGAGAAAGGGAACAAGCGACCGAAUGUAAUUCCUGCUGAUAUUGUCUUCACUGUUGAUGAAAAACCUCACUCUGAGUUCACUCGUGAUGGCAAUGACUUGAUCAUCACGCGAAGGAUCUCUGUAACUGAAGCCUUUACAGGUUACACUGUCCAUCUUAUAACCUUAGACGGAAGGAAGUUAACCAUUUCGAUUGACGAUGUCAUCCAUCCGAACUAUCAGAAGGUUGUCCUAAACGAAGGGAUGCCGAUCCUAGGCGAUCCAACAAAGAGAGGAAUGUUGAAAAUCAAGUUCGACAUCAGGUUCCCAACAAGGGUAACUGCAGAGCAGAAGGCAGGAAUCAGAACAAUCUUUGGUCCUUGA